Molecule: messenger RNA, 1650 nt
Organism: Scomber japonicus (chub mackerel)
Lineage: Eukaryota; Metazoa; Chordata; Actinopteri; Scombriformes; Scombridae
Product: H-2 class I histocompatibility antigen, Q9 alpha chain-like
Exons: 8
Coding region: 90-1160 (356 amino acids)
Biological process (GO): immune response
Cellular component (GO): external side of plasma membrane
Source: RefSeq, a predicted model, not a curated record
UGUGGCACACAAGAGGAGCAGUCUGUGUGUGUCUGUGGAUAAAGAAGCAUAUUACUGGAAUAGUAAAGUUGUAGAUUCUGCAGUUCAGGAUGAAGAUCUUGGUUUUUCUGGCCCUCCUGGGUCUACACAGCGCAGCAGCAGUGACUCACUCUCUGAAGUAUUUCUACACUGCGUCCUCUCAAGUCCCAAACUUCCCAGAGUUUGUGGUUGUCGGGAUGGUUGAUGAUGGUCAGAUGAUUCACUACGACAGCAACACCAUGAAAGCAGUAGCCAAAAGGGACUGGAUGAACACAUUUUCAGCAGAUAAUCCACAGUACUUGGCAGGUCAAACUGACAUUUUUGUGGGUUCCCAGCAGUGGUUCAAAGGCAACAUUGAAAUUGCAAAGCAGCGCUUCAACCAAACUGGAGGUGUCCAUGUUUUCCAGUGGAUGUACGGCUGUGAAUGGGACGAUGUGACUCAAGAUGCUAGUGGAUUCAUGCAGUAUGGUUAUGAUGGAGAAGACUUCAUAGUGUUUGACCUGAAGACUCUGACAUGGAUCGCUCCAAAACAACAGGCUGUCGUCACCAAACAGAAAUGGGAUGAAAGCAAAGCUCAGUCAGCCAGAUACAAGAACUACAUCACCCAGGAGUGUGUUGACUGGCUGAAGAAGUAUUUGGACUACGGGAGGAGCUCUCUGAUGAGAACAGAGCGUCCCUCCACACAUUCUCUCCUCCAGAAGACUCCCUCCUCUCCAGUCAGCUGCUUCGCUACAGGUUUCUACCCUAACAGAGCCGAGAUGUACUGGAGGAAAGACGGACAUCAGAUUCAUGAGGACGUGGAACGUGGAGAGAUCCUCCCCAACCAUGAUGGAUCCUUCCAGAUGAGUGUUGAGCUGGAUGUUUCAAAAGUCGCACCUGAAGACUGGGGGAAGUAUGAAUGUGUGUUUCAGCUCUCAGGUGUGAAGGACGACAUCACCAUCAAACUGGAUGUGAUCAGAUCUAAAGGAGGUUUCCCUCUUGUUGUUAUCGGAGUUGUUGUUGGUGUUAUACUGCUGCUCCUGGUAGUCGGCAUCGCUGGAUAUUUCCUCUGGAAGAACAAGAAGGGAAAGGAAGGGUUCAAACCUGCAAGCACUUCGGACAGCGGCUCUGACAACUCUCUGCCACUGAAUCAAAAAGCCUGAAUAACAAACACACCAACCUGCACACAGUUUACGGAUGAAUCGUGCACUGGAACAAACAUAGAUCCCAAAUUCUCCAGUUCAUCUGUAAAACUGAAUGAAUUAGUUUUAAUCAUUCAUGAUAUCAAUUUAGAAUUAGAGUUGAAGAGUUAAAAUCUGGUCAAUCUUUGUGAUUACUAAAAUUGUAUUACAACUUAAAAUACCAAUUUAAAAGACAUAUUUGUCCUAAAAAUAUGGCAAACAUUUUAGAGAGAUUAUCAAACUUAAAAUCUGAUGUUAAAUUAUUUUGAUCAUGCAUUUUGAAAUAAACAAAACAACCUUUCGCUCACAAAAUGAAUUCUUCACUGAUGGUAAAAACAAUCAGAUUUUUAUUUGGAGAGACGUAAAGCCAGACGUGUCAGAAAACCAAAGCAUCACAUCGCUCCUCAUAUAUACACAUAAAUAAAUAAUACACAAUAUGCAUAGUUCAUCUGGUGGUGGGUUUUACCUGGUA